AUGACUGCUGUACUCAAUCUGGUCGAAAAGCAGCGGAAUGGUGAGACCAUUGAGCAGUCCCAGAUCAAAAACGUUGUCGACUCCUUUGUUUCACUUGGCCUAGACGACAAUGACACCUCAAAGACGACGCUCAUAGUUUAUCAAUUCUACUUCGAGAAGCCUUUCAUAGAAGCAACCAAGGGUUACUACGAAGGUGAAUCAAGACGUUUCGUUGCCGAAAAUAGCGUUGUGGAAUACAUGAAAAAGGCAGAGGCUAGACUGGAUGAAGAACGAGCCCGAGUGGACCUAUAUCUGCACCCGGAUAUCACCAAAAAUUUGAUGGACACUUGUUUGGAUGUCCUUGUGUCAGCGCAUUCGCUACUAUUACGGGACGAAUUCCAAUCUCUUCUAGAUGCAGAGAGGCAAGAUGAUCUUGCCCGAAUGUACCGCCUUCUAUCAAAAAUAAAAGAUGGACUCGACCCUCUGCGAAACAAAUUUGAGACUCACGUUAGAAAAGCAGGUCUGGCUGCAAUUGACAAAAUCGCUGCGGGCGGCGAUAAUGUGGAACCGAAAGUGUACAUCGAUGCCCUUUUGCAAGUACAUUCUAAGUACAAAAGCAUGGUUGAUGCGGCUUUCGGAGGAGAAUCAGAAUUCGUUAGGUCUUUGGAUAACGCUUGUCGCGAAUUUGUCAACCGAAACGCACUUUGCCAUACAAGUUCUACCAAAUCGCCCGAACUCCUUGCUCGGUACACCGAUUCUCUAUUGAAAAAGGGUGCGAAAUCCCCAGAGGAAUCUGAAUACGAGGAAUUACUCGGACAAAUCAUGACCGUUUUCAAGUACAUCGAGGAUAAGGACGUUUUUCAAAAAUUUUAUUCUCGUAUGCUUGCGAAGCGUUUGGUUCAUGUGAGCUCAGUCUCAGACGAUGCCGAGACCAGUAUGAUCAGCAAGCUUAAAGAAGCUUGUGGCUUUGAAUAUACGAACAAAUUGCAACGUAUGUUCCAGGACAUUCAGAUAUCUAAAGAUCUCAAUGCUAGUUACAGAGAUUGGGCUGCAAGCACUUUCGACGAAGAGGACCGCAAAAGGAUGGUUGACCCGCAUUUCCAAAUCCUGGGUACUGGAUUCUGGCCCCUUAACCCUCCUACCACGCAAUUUAUCCCCCCCACAGAGAUCUCGAAAACAACUGAACGAUUCAAGAGUUUUUAUUGCGACAAGCACAGUGGCCGUAAGCUAACUUGGCUUUGGCAAUUAUGCAAAGGCGAAAUCAAAGCGAAUUAUAUCAAGAAUACGAAAGUUCCAUAUACUUUCCAAGUAUCAACAUAUCAAAUGGGUAUUCUUUUGUUAUACAAUGAGCAUGAUACACUGGACUAUGCAGAAAUCGAAAAGGCCACCUCACUGUCUCCAGAAACUUUGGACCCCAAUCUUGGUAUCUUAGUAAAGGCGAAGGUUCUUCUUCCCUCUCCGGAUGAUGGUAAACCUCGCGCUGGGACUUCAUAUUCUUUGAAUUAUAAUUUCAAAGCAAAGAAGAUCAAGGUCAAUCUAAAUAUCCAAGUCAAAUCAGAACAGAAGUCGGAAUCAGAUGAUACACAUAAGACAGUUGAAGAAGACCGAAAACUUCUAUUGCAGGUAAGUAUCUUUUUUUCUUCAUUGUUAACUCCUUACUGA
Uncinocarpus reesii 1704 is the source of this 1641-nucleotide messenger RNA. RefSeq lists its product as uncharacterized. Gene Ontology annotation, biological process: protein ubiquitination; SCF-dependent proteasomal ubiquitin-dependent protein catabolic process. Gene Ontology annotation, molecular function: ubiquitin protein ligase binding. Gene Ontology annotation, cellular component: SCF ubiquitin ligase complex. The transcript has a single exon. The record is from RefSeq and is a predicted model, not a curated record. Lineage: Eukaryota; Fungi; Ascomycota; Eurotiomycetes; Onygenales; Onygenaceae. Bases 1 to 1641 code for a protein of 546 amino acids.